Messenger RNA from Suillus bovinus, 996 nucleotides. RefSeq lists its product as uncharacterized. The transcript has 2 exons. Lineage: Eukaryota; Fungi; Basidiomycota; Agaricomycetes; Boletales; Suillaceae. The coding region runs from base 1 to 996 and encodes 331 amino acids. The record is from RefSeq and is a predicted model, not a curated record.
AUGCCGUCUUCCCAAGCACACGACCCCCUCGAAGUUAACUUCGACCCACGAACAAGUAUGCCCGCCAGUGAUUCGGUUCAGUACGUCGCUCCUACGUUGGAGGUCACACUCGCACGUACAGGCUCUCAGAAUACAGAAGAAUCUAGUCAGGGCCCAUCUUUUGACGGACAAACCAAAGUUGAGACCACACUCGACAUCCCAACACAGGUGUCAUCCAAAGAAUCCCCAUUUGAGCCCCAAGAGCCACCUUCUCGCUCGUCAGCUCCGUCUCCUGCUCCCACCGAAAUCAUCCCCCUGGACCUCACACAAGAGGAAAUUGUAGAAGAAAUACCGAAAAUGGGAAUAAAAGUUCGCGAUUUUGCCUAUGAGGCUGUUCCAAUUCCGCAGCGCGCUGUCGAGCUCUUUGAUCCACUACAGGCGUGGAACACGUACGAGACCGUAAUUUCACACCCCACUAUGAUGCGACCAUGUCUUCCAGGGAAAAUAACGCGUCGCUUGCUCGAUAUUGGCUGGCUUAAGAGAGAAGAGGAAGAGGAACGAUGGUCUAAUAAAGAUAGGGAAGCACUUGAAGCCUACGACAAAAGACCGCAUUACCCAUGGCGCGCGUACAACCUCCCCAAACCCAAGCGGGAAGUACUUGCCAAGACAUGGAGAACGAGGUUUCAAGAUAUUACCGCUGAACAAAUGCUAGCGACGAUUUCCAGACCUUUCUCCCGGUUUAGGGUGCCUUUUGAGUUUGGCGGGAACAUGGAGAAAAAGCGUGGUGCCACUGCUGAUCAGGAGUUGCAGGGCGAGGAUGUUUCUCCGCAAACCAAAAAGCGACGCUUGGAGCAGCAAGACGCAGCGUCUUUGGCACCAAUGCUGAGCCAGCCACCUGUUCUAGUUAAUGGCCGGCCGCCUCAACAAUACCCAGCUGGCAAUCCUGCAGAUAUGCAGAAGCCACCAUCCUCCUUUCAACCAACUUCUAGUCGUACGCUUCAGCGCGUAUCUUCCUAA